AGCCUCCUCCGCCGCUCCGCACCUUCAUCGUCUCUGCUCUCUGUGGGACAACAUUAUGCGGGCUGUCGUGUUUUACGGCAGCAUCUUGCCAUUGCACCUUUUCCUCUGCGUUCAUUCUUUGCCGGUGCACGACCGGAGGACCGGGAAGCAGCUGCAGGGAUGGCCUCACAGCAACAGUCACACUGGUGAGAAGAAGAGGGGAAGACACGAGCAGGACACGCGAAAUGAAGACUACCAUUUGAAGUUUUUUGCAGCUUCCCAAAAUGAUACAGAGUUCUGGAAGCGUCCUCGCUGUGGAGUCCCAGACUAUCCCACCCUAACGCAGGCCAACAUGUCAUACUACCACCUGAAGAAGAAGAAGGCGGGAGGCCUGAGUAGACAGCAGCGCAAAAAGCGAUUUGCACUGUUUGGAGGGCGGUGGGAGAAAACUGACCUCACCUACAAGAUCAUGCGUUUCCCCUGGCAGAUGAGUGAGGAAAAAGUGCGACGUGUCUUCCAGGAGGCGUUUGGUGUGUGGAGCGCAGUGACUCCUCUGAGGUUCAGAGAAGUCACCGAUGAGAAACCUGACAUCGUCAUUGAUUUCAACAGGUACUGGCAUGACGACAGCUUACCAUUCGAUGGACCUGGAGGAAUCCUCGCUCAUGCCUUCUUCCCCCGCACUCACAGACAGGGAGAAGUCCACUUUGACUAUGAUGAGCACUGGACUGUGGGCAACGAUGUGGGCACAGAUCUCCUACAAGUGGCAGCUCAUGAGUUUGGCCAUGUCCUCGGCCUGCAGCACUCCCUGGAGCCUGACGCCAUCAUGUGUCCGUUUUACAGCGACUCCUACCCUCCGCAGCUAAGCGAGGAUGACAAGCGGGGAAUCCAAUAUCUGUAUGGACCCCCUCAGUACACACCGCCUGACAUGACAGAGACCAAUGAGAUUGACACUGCAUUGCCCGAUGCCUGCAGAACAAACUUUGAUGCCGUGUCCAUGAUCAGGGGAGAACUCUUCUUCUUUAAGUCUCGAUACGUUUGGCGUAUCCGCGACGGUCAGCUACAGCCUGGAUAUCCAGCUCUGUCUUCACGCCACUGGAGAGGAAUUCCUGACCACAUCGAUGCUGCAUAUGAAGACAAGUCCGGCAACAUCUGGUUCUUUCGAGGUGACAGCUACUGGGUGUUUGAUGCUGAGAGGAAGAUAACAGGACCAGAUUCAGUGCAGCGGCUGGGUCUUCCUGUAACAGAUAUCCAAGCAGCUUUGAAGUGGGAAAAAGACCACGUUGAGAAAGUCUACCUGUUCAAAUCUUCUUCAUACUGGCCCUUCAAUAUUCAUGAGAAUCGAGUCGAUGACUUCCAUCCUCGCAGCAUCCAUGAGUGGGGAGGAGUGCCCAGUCAUAUCGAUGGAGCCUUUUGGGACAGCUAUGGAUUUGCCAAUUUCCUGAGUGGGCCUCACUACUGGAAGUUUGACCCUACGACGCUGAAGGUGCUGGAAGGCUACCCCCGCAGCAUUGGCAUGGAUUUCUUUGGCUGCUCUGCCUCUCUGUCUCAAUAAGUUCAUUCAUAUAGAUUGACUAAUCUUAAGCAGAGCGGUGGAAUUAUUUUUCAGUUUAAUCUCCCAUACAAAUAUUUUGGAAAUAUACAUAAGUUUGAUGUGUUUUUUUAAGAACUACCAGGUGGAUAUAACAAGAAAGUCUUGCCAAAGUCACAGUUACAUUUUUAAACAUUUGAAAUUUGACUUGCUUUUAAACUUUUAACAAUACAUACAUGUGUACGUUUGGUUUCUAAACUUUACUGUGAGUGUAAGUUCGAAAAAGUCAGUCAGUAUUGAUUUACUUUUGCAGGGGUACAAGUGUUUAAGUUUGAGAACACAUCUGGAAACAGCUGGAUGAAAUUGUGGAUGGUGAUGAAAUUCACAAGCUUUACAUCCAAGCUUUGGUCCUACAAUCCAUUGCCAAGUUGUCCGUGUCCAAGCAUUUGUGUUGCAGAAAAACAUUGUCAUCACAAGAGCCCGUCAGUGAAAGCAGGAUUAUAAAAGUAGAAAAAGAUGAGGGCACAGCCAUCUUGUUUGAAUAAACUUUAUUGAACUGUCAGCAAACAAAGCAAAUACCAGCUUGGUGCUUACAUCUGUUUUGUGCAGACAAGUUACAGGCACUGGCUGCAGGAAGGUUGAUUAAAACUUGUAGUGUGAGUUAAUAUAAAAUUGUGUGAUGUAAAUGCUGUAUGCACAUAUGACUGGCCCUGUGAGACUGGCAAAGUUGCAAAGGGAUUGACAUUACACAGAGAAGAGCAUCACUGCAGUUUGGAAUGCAUACACUCCGUCUACUCAGCCUAACAUCUUUUACAAUCUUGACCUUUAUUGGUAUUUCCAUGAGUUUAGAAUUAUUUGUUAUUAAUAAUUGCAUUUGUGCUUUGACUGCUUCUGCAGUUUCCUUUGACCUCAACCACAAAUCAUGUGGCUUUGCAGAAAUGUCUCUGCAAUCCAUUUUAUACCAAGAAAUCAGGACCAGUCAGGAAAUGACCAAUUUUUGCUGAUGCAGAGCGGCACUGUAAUAAUGGAAUUAUUAACAAAAGUGUUUCCAGUCUAGUAGUUAGCAUGAAGACAGAUAAGCUGCUGUCCUGAUGCUGACCUGAUGUGGUGAAAGGCGGAGUUGCUUUUGCUUUUUUGUGCUGCAAAUGACUAGUUUGUGUCAGAUGCGACAGGAGAAUGAUAUUCACUGCAGCAUGUCCAAAAUUAAUGAAGCCAUGUGCUACAUCAAGCCAUGUGUUUCAGUUUUCUAUCUUAUUUAAGGUGCUAUUUAAGGUUCUGUAGGCAAGGUAAACCAGUACCUCAUAUGUUGUUCACAUUCAAAAAUAUCUGUUCUUUUCAUUAUUAUUCACUGUACUCCUUCGGAGCAUUUUUAUAGAGGCAUUUAGUAGUCCUCAAUAUCUGUUAAAGAGUUUUGACUCAGUUCUCUGAUUGUAUUUUACUUUCUUUAGAAAAACACUGAGACUGUAUCAUUCUCAGAAAAUAUAAACCAGCAUUAUGGCUGACUGUGGUCUGCUAUAAAUCAGUCAAACCUAAUCAGAGAGAGGAGACAGAGCUUCACUAUGGUUAGAGUUCAUGUAUAUUUUUAUGGAUAUUACGUAUGUUCACUUAUAUUAAAGGUGUUGCUGUUUCUAAUCAGUGCAGGACACUGAUGAUUGUACUGACCUGUAAAAUACACUGUGGUGUGCCUGCAAAAACAGCAGUCCAGUGUAGCAUGGAUUUUGUGUUGUGAUUUUCAUCAUUGUCAACAUGCCUUGACAACAUCUUAAGUUCUAUUUUGCUGUCCUUUUGACAUAUACUACUCUGUUUGCCUUUAUAUCCAAUGGUUUGUCAUGGCAAUAAAUCAGUUCUUUGUUUAAAAUUAAAUAAAUAAAUUUUUUAAAAUCAAA
This is a messenger RNA of Stegastes partitus (bicolor damselfish), 3393 nucleotides long. Its product is annotated as stromelysin-3-like. Gene Ontology annotation, molecular function: metalloendopeptidase activity; zinc ion binding. The record is from RefSeq and is a predicted model, not a curated record. Gene Ontology annotation, cellular component: extracellular matrix. Gene Ontology annotation, biological process: collagen catabolic process; extracellular matrix organization; proteolysis. The coding region runs from base 56 to 1531 and encodes 491 amino acids. Lineage: Eukaryota; Metazoa; Chordata; Actinopteri; Pomacentridae. The transcript is spliced from 8 exons.